UCAGCCUGCAGACACACUGAAGCAACAUGCAGCCAGCUGCAGCCAAACUGCCACGGACCCACACAACACCGUUUUCUGUGGACGACAUCUUAAAUCCAACUAGAGGGAAACGAAUCUGUGCUGAAGAUGCAGCAGCUCCAGGUGCUCAUCUUCUCAGGAAGGACCAGGAUCAGCGUCCGGCAGCAGGGGAGCGCGGCUCAAAGGAUCACAGCUCCGGGGUCAAAGGUCGUCGGAUCCGCACUGCCUUCACCCUGGAGCAGCUGCAGGUUCUGGAGCGCAGCUUCCAGAGGUGCCGCUACCUGUCGGUGCUGGAGCGCCACGCCAUCGCCUCAACCCUGCGCCUGUCCGAAACCCAGGUCAAGAUCUGGUUCCAGAACAGGCGCACCAAAUGGAAGAAGGAGUGUCUGCAGGGGAGGGACCAGAACCCCACACCUCUCACAUUCAGCCCUCUGCUCUGUCAGCUGCGUGCCCCAGUCCAGAUCUGUGCCCCACUUCAUCCUUACUGUCAGUUUUACACAUGAGGGCUUAAUCUGCUGAGGAACCAAGUGGACCACAGAACCUCCAGAUUCAAACUUCCUGUCUGAAUUGAAAUAGUAAGACAUAAUAUUUUCUAAUAAAGAUUUAACUUAUUUUGUAUUUUUAUGAGAGUGAAUUCAGUUGAAAUGAGCAAAAUAACCAAAGUUUAGCUGAUAAUCACAUGAACUGAUUUAACUGCUAAAAGUUUGGACCAUUCAAAAGUUUGAGUCUUUUAUUGAGUCAUGACUGAAUGAUCCAAAACACUGAGUGUAAAUAUUACACAUUUUUAAGGAUUUAUAGUUUUUAAAUUCCUUUUUAAUGUUGAUUUUCUAUAUUAAUUAGAUCAUUCUAAUUUGUCCAAAAUGUUUUAAAGUAUGUUUGUUCGAAAAAGGAGAAAACUUUGUCUUUUUUCAAAACAUUUAAACAUUUUCAGGAUUUUUUUUGUCAUAAGUUACUGAGAUGUUAAAAGUAGCUCUAAUAAAACAUUAUUCAUUA
This is a messenger RNA of Austrofundulus limnaeus, 1011 nucleotides long. It is a transcript of the gene pnx, whose product is annotated as posterior neuron-specific homeobox. NCBI's taxonomy places the organism in Eukaryota, Metazoa, Chordata, Actinopteri, Cyprinodontiformes, Rivulidae. The record is from RefSeq and is a predicted model, not a curated record. The transcript has 2 exons. Gene Ontology annotation, biological process: regulation of DNA-templated transcription. Gene Ontology annotation, molecular function: DNA-binding transcription factor activity, RNA polymerase II-specific; DNA binding. The coding region runs from base 27 to 521 and encodes 164 amino acids.